This is a messenger RNA of Entamoeba invadens IP1, 528 nucleotides long. RefSeq names its product RING finger protein 113A, putative. NCBI's taxonomy places the organism in Eukaryota, Evosea, Mastigamoebida, Endamoebidae. Gene Ontology annotation, cellular component: U2-type spliceosomal complex. Gene Ontology annotation, biological process: snoRNA splicing. The transcript has a single exon. The record is from RefSeq and is a predicted model, not a curated record. Gene Ontology annotation, molecular function: metal ion binding. Bases 1 to 528 code for a protein of 175 amino acids.
AUGAGCAAAAACAAUAAGAAAGCAUAUGUCAUACCGAAGGGAGCUGGACAGACCAAAAACCUUGGAGAAGGACUUCGCGCCAAAGAGGAGCAGAUUUCGACGCACUUUAAGAAGAACACGUAUUUUGAUUAUCAGCCUGAGUUAUGUAAGGAUUACUAUGAAACGGGGUAUUGUGGGUAUGGUGACAAUUGUAAGUUCAUUCACGAUCGAAGUCUAACAAAAAGUAGUUUAACACUAGAAAGGGAAUUUGAUGAACGGCAGAAGCGUGAUGCCGAGAAAUCAGUUCAAGAGAUAUCGAAAAAGGAUGAUGUGAUGAAGAAACAAAAAAUUGAAGAUGGCGCUGAGGAAGCACAGAAGAAGGUAUGUCCCAAAUGUAAGAAAGAGUACGACGAAGAACGGACUAUAAUGGUGAUGAAGUGUGGCCAUUACAUCUGUUGCGACUGUUGCAUAGGUACUAAAAAGUGUCCUCUAUGUGAUAAACCAACGACUGGCGUAUUCAAUAAACUGAAAAAGAGGUGUGAAAAGUGA